GACGCACUUGCUAAAUCAACGAUUCACUUUAAACGCCGCUUGUAUAAUCUAAAUCUGAACAUUGGCCGGCGAGCUCCGAUUUGAUUUUCCGUUGACAGAGAUAAUGAGGAAGUGGACGAUCCCGUUCGUCCUGUUUUUGUUAUGCCUUAUUUUCCUCGUUCCAGAUCAAGGUCGAAGGAUACAGGCAAAUGCAGAAGCUGAUUCUGAUGCCCCAGUAGAUCCACCAAAGGUUGAGGAAAAGCUUGGUGCUGUUCCUAAUGGUUUAUCGACUGAUUCUGAUGUCGCUAAAAGGGAAGCUGAGUCUAUGUCAAGGAAAUCUCUCCGGGCUAAUGCGGAGAAGUUUGAGUUCCAGGCCGAGGUAUCUCGGCUUAUGGACAUCCUUAUCAACUCCCUUUACAGUAACAAGGACAUCUUCUUGAGGGAGCUGAUUUCCAAUGCUUCUGAUGCAUUGGACAAGAUCAGGUUCCUUGCACUCACUGACAAGGAAGUUCUUGGUGAAGGUGAUAAUACUAAGCUCGAGAUUCAGAUUAAACUCGAUAAAGAAAACAAAAUUCUUUCCAUUCGUGACAGAGGUGUUGGUAUGACGAAGGAGGAUCUAAGAAAGAAUUUGGGGACCAUAGCUAAAUCUGGAACUUCAGCGUUUGUUGAGAAGAUGCAGACAAGUGGUGACCUUAACCUGAUUGGGCAAUUUGGUGUUGGGUUCUACUCUGUGUAUCUUGUGUCUGACUAUGUUGAAGUCAUCAGCAAGCACAAUGAUGACAAACAAUAUGUCUGGGAAUCAAAGGCUGAUGGAGCAUUUGCCAUUUCUGAGGAUACAUGGAAUGAACCUCUUGGCCGUGGAACUGAAAUUAGACUGCAUCUAAGAGAUGAAGCUGGGGAAUAUUUGGAUGAGUACAAACUAAAGGAAUUGGUGAAGAAAUAUUCUGAAUUCAUCAACUUCCCUAUAAAUUUAUGGGCAAGCAAAGAGGUUGAGAAGGAAGUUCCUGCUGAUGAGGAUGAGUCUGUUGAAGAAGACGAAACAUCUGAAAGCAGUUCCUCUGAGGAAGAGGGAGAAGAAGAAGAUGCAGAGAAGGCUGAUGAUGAGAAAAAGCCUAAAACUAAGAAAGUGAAGGAGACCACAUAUGAGUGGGAGCUUCUAAAUGACAUGAAAGCUAUAUGGCUUCGGAAUCCAAAGGAAGUAACGGAUGAAGAAUAUACAAAGUUUUAUCACUCCUUGGCUAAGGAUUUCAGUGACGACAAACCCAUGGCUUGGAGUCACUUCAAUGCUGAAGGUGAUGUAGAGUUCAAAGCUGUUCUAUUUAUCCCUCCUAAGGCCCCUCAUGAUUUAUAUGAGAGCUACUACAACUCAAAGAAAUCCAACGUGAAGUUAUAUGUCAGACGUGUCUUCAUCUCAGAUGAAUUUGAUGAGUUGUUACCCAAGUACUUGAAUUUCCUAAUGGGUCUAGUUGAUUCCGACACCUUGCCCCUCAAUGUUUCCAGAGAAAUGCUUCAGCAGCACAGCAGUUUGAAAACAAUUAAGAAAAAACUCAUCCGUAAGGCCCUUGACAUGAUCCGCAAACUUGCCGAAGAGGAUCCAGAUGAAACUAAUGACAAGAAGAAAGAUGUUGAAGAGUCCAGUGAUGAUAAUGAGAAGAAAGGUCAAUAUGCUAAAUUCUGGAAUCAAUUUGGAAAGUCGAUAAAGCUUGGUAUUAUAGAGGAUGCAACUAACAGAAACCGCUUAGCUAAACUUCUCCGAUUUGAGACCUCUAAAUCAGAUGGUAAAUUAACUUCACUCGACCAAUACAUCUCAAGAAUGAAAUCUGGUCAAAAGGAUAUCUUCUACAUCACUGGAGCUAGCAAAGAGCAGUUGGAGAAAUCUCCCUUCCUCGAGAGGCUUAAUAAGAAAGACUAUGAGGUCAUAUUCUUCACGGAUCCUGUAGAUGAAUACCUCAUGCAAUAUCUUAUGGAUUAUGAGGAUAAAAAGUUCCAGAAUGUGUCCAAAGAGGGAUUAAAGCUUAAGGAUUCGAAAACCAAAGAGCUCAAGGAGUCAUUCAAGCCACUAACCAAGUGGUGGAAGACUACUCUUGCUAGUGACAACGUUGAAGAUGUCAAGAUUAGCAACCGUUUGGCUGACUCCCCUUGCGUAGUGGUGACAUCAAAAUACGGUUGGAGUUCAUAUAUGGAGAAAAUUAUGCAUUCACAAACUCUCUCAGAUGCAAGCAGGCAGGCAUACAUGCGUGGUAAAAGGGUGCUUGAAAUCAACCCUAGGCACCCAAUUAUCAAAGGGCUUCUGGAGAAAGUAGUAACUGACCCAGAGGAUGAGAGUGUGAAGCUGACAGCAAAACUUAUUUACCAAACAGCUUUAAUGGAGAGUGGCUUCGAGCUCAGUGAUCCAAAGAAUUUUGCCUCCCAAAUCUACAGCUCAGUUAAGAGCAGUCUAAACAUUAGCCCUGAUGCAACAGUCGAUGAAGAAGAAGACGUAGCUGAAGAACCUGAGGCUGAAACCAAAGCAGAAGAGUCUGCAUCUGAAGAUUCUGAAGUCAAGGAUGAGCUAUAGAUUAUCCUAAGAAAUGUUCCUUUUUCUCGGAAAGAAAACGUUGUUGUGCUAAAUUUCUCAACACGUGAAGAAUGCAGGAAUAGUUUAGUUCAUAGGUUAAACUUCAAGAAUUUUGUCAGUCUUGCAUUUUCGCUGUUUGUGUGUAUGAGCUUUUCACAAAUUUGCUUGAGUAACAAAUCUGCAAGGUCUUAUUUUUCCUUGUGAGAACUGGCAAAA
Capsicum annuum is the source of this 2752-nucleotide messenger RNA. RefSeq names its product endoplasmin homolog. Bases 104 to 2536 code for a protein of 810 amino acids. The transcript has 15 exons. Gene Ontology annotation, biological process: protein folding. NCBI's taxonomy places the organism in Eukaryota, Viridiplantae, Streptophyta, Magnoliopsida, Solanales, Solanaceae. Gene Ontology annotation, molecular function: ATP hydrolysis activity; ATP binding; ATP-dependent protein folding chaperone. The record is from RefSeq and is a predicted model, not a curated record.